Messenger RNA from Pelodiscus sinensis (Chinese soft-shelled turtle), 5906 nucleotides. The record is from RefSeq and is a predicted model, not a curated record. NCBI's taxonomy places the organism in Eukaryota, Metazoa, Chordata, Testudines, Trionychidae.
AUGCGCUGUGUGAGGAGGAACUUUUGCUUAUUAGUUUUAAACUAAUAAGAAGGUGUACAAGCCUCCUUCUCUCCACACCGCAGCCCUCCAGUGCAAUAUUACAACCCCACUAUGACCCAUGGGAUGUUCCUCCAUGGUAUGGACACCACUGGAUGCCAUCUCCAGUACCGCAUCCUGCACAAUGGCCAUAUUGGAGCCCCUGGGGUUCAUACAGGAGACACCAUAGUGUGCUCCAGAGCCCCCACAAACAGGCUAGCUCUGUCACACCACACACAACUUGGUCGGUGCAAUAAUCAGACUCUCGAGUGCCUCAACCAAUGGAGGAGUCACCUCCUGAUACAUCCCCUCUGCCCCACCGCCAAUUCAUUGUCUUCACCGGACAAGGCCGUGAUACCACCUCCAUCUUCAGUCGCGGAUGAGGUCGAGCAUUUUAAUGAGCUCUCCAAGAGAUUUGCAUCUACGUUUAAAAUUGCUAUGGAGAAGGUUUCCGAACCCCACCAUGAGCUCACGGAUAUACUUAAGCUUCUCCAUAUUCCAAAAUUGCCCUCCCUAUCAAUCCUGCCAUUUUGGAUCUGGCCAACACAAUCUGGCAGACUCCCGCGUCUGGACAAUUGAUUAUUGCUGUGACAAUAGCAGCAUUUUACAGGAACGAUGUCAGACAUUCAGUGAUGGUAUCACAUCCAUGUAUGCUUCAAGCAUCAUACAUGACUGAACUACGUGAAGCUAUGACUGUUUUAUGUUCUAGGUUUGCAGAACACAAGAAGAAAAAAUUAAGUUCAAGCACAUAAUAUGCAUGUGACUGGUUAAAAUCAAAUUUGGAUCCAAUCUCAUCAAAAUGAUGGAUCUAGAAUAAAUUACCCUUUUGGGGAAAAAAUGUGACUGGUUUUGAAGCAAAGAUUAACAAAGCCCUGAGACUACUUUUGCCCAGAGGAGGCUACAGAGGAGAGAUUUUCCUCUUAAAUUAUACUAAAAUUGAGUCUUAAGGUGUUACCCCACAAAAUUCUCUGUCACUCACACAGCUUAGGAACAUCCACCUUUAUUUAGUUCCUACAGCUGAAGGGACACUCUUUGCAGGUUUCCAAAGGCCUUUUACCAGUGAAAGAGCCUUACACAAUAAUAUCCUUCUCUUCUGUUUAUUAACAAUUGCCAAGCAGAAAACACAUGCUAAACAUAUAGUUCUAUGCUUGCCAGUCCUUAUCAGGCAGGCAGACUAUCCCUGUUAGUUAGGCAAGGUCAGUCUGUCUGGAUUCUGGUUGCUGUAGGUUUUGGUUGUGCAGGGGAUUCUUAGCAGCUGCGAUCUUAGGAGGUGUCUUAGAGAUGAGUCAUUCUUCUCCUUCUGCUUCUUCUCCUUCCCCCCAGUUUAUUUACUGAAACUUAAAUCCUGCUUGACUAUACCACUCACCUUACUAACAUUUUACUGAGCAAUGUAACAAAAUUCUCUAUUUAUACCCUACCACCUUAAUUUAUGCAUAGCAAAUUCAAGUAUGUAACAGACAGAAACAAAGAACCAGAGGUCAAACAAACAAUAAAGAAGUGGGGACUGUAAAGAUGAAACAAUAAAGAAAUCAGGAUGUUACAACGACAAGUGGUUUCUUGCCUGGCAGUUUGAUAGCAUUCUAAGUUUUCUUGAAGCGUCUUAAUAUCUGUUUCUUUAUCUGGUGGUAGUGGAUGCUAUUAUGACAGGAUCUCUCUAACCCAACAUUACAUUGUUAUAAUGUAAUUUAGCUGUAAUUUAGCUGUAAUGUGAGGCUGUGACUUCCUGCUUCUUAGCUAAUUGCUGCUUCUUUCAUAUGGCUGCAGAAAAAGGUCUCAGAUGUUACAAUAUGCCUACAAAAAAAGGCCGUACCUUUAUCGAGGUAGUGAAGACUUUAAUGCUUGAGUUAAUGGCAUUGAAUGUACAGGAUGGGCAGAUGCAACAGCACAAGUCACCUUGGCUAAGGAAAGAGGACAAGAUUUCCUGGCAAAAGUCUAAAUAUUUUAGCUUUGGUUAAUUUUCUGUGACGGAGCUCCUGGCUAAAGUUCUCUUUGAGUGGGAGGAUUUUAAAGGGGAUGUUGUUAUAGUCAUGGUGUUUGUUCUGAAUUGGGAAUUGUCCUCCCCACACAUCUAGAAGGAUUAUCAAAAUCAGAUGGGCCAUGAAGGAACAUUGCAGAACAAAGGACUAGUUAAUGGCCCUAUCACUCAUGGAAAUGCUAUGUGCAAGGAAGCUCAUCAACUGGACUUGGAAGCUGAACAAAAGCAAAGUCACAGGAAAAUUUUCCAUCUCUUUGUUGUUUGAUCUCUGACUGGGCAAGAGAGACCAAAUUAAAACCAUAGAGAUCCUUCCGGCUGCCUCUUGGAUCUGCCCUGAAAAAUAACUACAGUUCAGUCACUCUUAGGCUCUAGAUGGUAACUUCUUUGUGUGUAUAUAUUUGUUUGCUUUAACCUGUAAAUAACUCUCAUUUCUUUAUUUUUAGUUGCUAAAUCUUUAGACAGUUUAUUACAGAAUUGGCUAUACAUGUUGUCUUUGGUAUAAGAUUUUGGAAACCAGCUGAUCUACGGUAACUGGUCUCUUGGGACUGGAAGCAAUCUAAAUAAUGCAUGACUUCUGUUGUGUAUGACCAUUCAAUCAUAGAAGAUUAGGGUUGGUUGGAGAUAGUGCAACCCUCUGCUCAAAGCAGGACUAUCUCUAACUAAAUUAUCCCAGCCAGGACUUUUUCAAGCUGGCCCUUAAAAACCUCUAAGGGUACUCCAGGUACUUGGUGACUGGCAGUCCAGGUAGCUCCAGCUCUCACUCGGUAUUGGGCUCUCUCAGCAGGGCCUGUGGAGAGCAGCCUGUGUCUGGCUCCUUUCCUGGCUUACCUGCAACUGAGCUAGGGGUCUGACCUCUUACACCUUCUGCUUUACCUUCCAAUUCCAGGGGAGGGGCAAGCUUGGCCUGGCUCUGCCCACCUGGGCAAAGAGAGAGUGGUUCCUCAUCCCGUGGCUCGGAGAGAGGCCACACCACCUCACAUCACCCACCAUUUCUAGUAGCUCCUGUGUGUCAGCACCUUCUAGCUGUGCCUCUGUUCCCCUCACCCAGACCAGAAAAGAGAGAAACCAGACCUCUUACCGCUCUGAGUCUUGCGUGUUCCCAACAGAGAUCUGGCCCACAUCCAUCCUAACUGGUGUUUGCACAUGCUCAGCAGUUUUGUACCACAGCAACAUCCAUCUGUGCCUGUUUCCCUAUUUCCAGUGGAACGCUGGCCCAUAGCUUUCCUAGCUGUCUGAAGGCUCACCACUCAUAUUUUUUACAGAUCACACACACACUGAUGUAUAGAGGUGCUUGGUGCCAUAUUUACACAGGGAAGCUUCUCACUCAAUAGAUAAAGGACUUGCCAAACAAAAGGUAUCUUGCUAGAAGUUCAGGCAAGGCUGCUUCUUUUCAUGGUUGUAGUGGGUAAUAAAAGCCUUGUAUGGUUAAUAUGAGAAUGAACAACUGAAUACCUACCUUUGAUCAGUUGGUGUAAGAAAUAUAUCUGCAUCCUAAUAGAACUAGUCUAAGGCCAUGCUUCUUUGCAAUAUUUUGCCAUUUAGUUGAAGGCAUUUAUUAUGCAAAAACAUAGGAGCACUUUGUCCCCUUUUCAUUCUUAUUGUACUUUGACUGGUCUCUCAGGUUUAUUUAUAAACCACAGGCUAAUUACCUUACUUCCCGUUUCACUGAACAAAGGUAUGUUGCCACCUCUCCUACCUUCAGCAAGGCUUCUCAUAAGGACAGGACGUUCUGAAUAAAAAUGGUUGAAGAGGAAAGUAAGAGCUUCUCUGUUGAGCUGAGUGAGAAAGGAGCUAGAGAAAACAAAGGAUUUGUUCAAGAUGAGAUGCUUAAUGCAAAGGAAUGCAAUGCCAGCAGCCAAGAGGAGAUACCAGAAACAUGCGCGGUUGCUAUCAAUGCAGCAACCGUGGAGAACCAGGACUGUGAAGGUAAGGAAGUGUUGCUUAAAUUCUCUGGUCAGGCACGGUACAGAGUCACCAGAGAGAUCCUCUUCUGGCUCAUAAUUGCAUCUAUACCAGUGCUUGUGGGUGCUACAAUUGCAAUUAUUGCUGUGUCACCUAAGUGUCUGGGGUGGUGGCAAGCCAGUCCCAUUUAUCAGAUCUACCCACGAUCAUUUAAGGACAGCAACAAGGAUGGAAAUGGUGACCUGAAAGGUAUCCAAGAAAAACUGGAUCAUAUUGUAUAUUUAAAUAUAAAAACAAUCUGGAUUACUUCUGUUUAUAAAUCACCCCUGAAAGACUUUGGGUAUGGAGUUGAAGACUUCCAGGAUGUUGAUUCUAUGUUUGGAACGAUGAAGGAUUUUGAAAACCUGGUUGCAGCUAUACAUGACAAAGGUUUAAAGGUGAUAAUGGAUUUAAUACCAAACCACACAAGUGACCAACACCGUUGGUUUCAGCUGAGUCGCAAUCGGACUGGGAAGUAUGCGGAUUACUACAUUUGGCAUGAUUGUCCAUACACUGGUGGGACAAUCACUCCUCCCAACAACUGGGUGAGUGUGUAUGGGAAUUCCAGUUGGCAAUACGAUGAGGUGAGAAAACAAUGUUAUUUUCACCAGUUUUGGAAAGAACAACCAGAUUUAAACCUCCGCAACUCUGCUGUGCAAGAAGAAAUCCAUAAUAUUAUCAAAUUUUGGCUUGGGAAAGGCAUUGAUGGAUUUAGUAUCAGGGCUGUUAAAUUUCUUCUAGAAGCAACACACCUGAGAAAUGAACCUCAAGUGGAUAAAUCCCAAAAUCCGGAGAGUAUCUCAGUAUAUUCUGAGCUGUAUCAUGAUUACACUACCACCCAAGUCGGCAUGCAUGACAUCAUCCGCAGUUUCCGGCAGACCAUGGAUAAAUUCAGCAUUGAGCCCGGCCAAUACAGGUUUAUGGGAACAGAAGCCAAUAAUCUGCAAAAUGUUGAAGCAACCAUGAUGUAUUAUGGAACGUCUUUUAUCCAAGAAUCAAAUUUCCCCUUCAACUUCUAUCUAAUUAACAUGGAAAACCUCUCAGGAAAUAGUAUUUUUGAAAUUGUAUCUUUGUGGAUGAAGAAUAUGCCCAAAGGAAAAUGGCCUAACUGGGCGGUUGGAGACCCUAACACUGUUCGAAUUACAUCUCGGUUUGGAAAAGAAUACACAAAUGUCAUAAACAUGCUCCUUUUAACCCUUCCUGGGACACCUACAACUUAUUAUGGUGAAGAAAUAGGAAUGGAAAAUACCGCAUCUGAAAAUGCAACCUUUCCAGAGAAAUCACCCAUGCAGUGGAAUGGCAAUCUUCACGCCGGCUUCAGUGAGGGCAACAUAAGCUGGUUACCUGUGAAUCCAGACUACUAUAAUUUAAAUGUUGAAGCUCAAAAGACUCAACGUAACUCAACACUGAAUCUGUAUCGAGAGCUUAAUUUACUUCGCAACAAUGAGCUGCCCAUUCAUAGGGGAUGGAUGUGCUACAUUUGGAAUGACAGCAAUGUUUUUGUAUAUCUGAGGGAAUUAGAUGGAUUAGACACAGUCUUUAUGAUGGUUCUCAAUUUUGGACAGGCAUCAAUCACAGACCUGAAAGCUGUAGUUUCUGAGAUUCCAUCUGAAGCUACCAUAAGACUAAGUACUGAUUUUAGCAAUAUUGGUAAGGUUGUAAAUACCAAAACAAUUAAAACUGAAAAGGGGGAAGGAAUUGUCCUGGAGUAUAAAACAAGGAAGCAGAUUCAUACUAUGGUAGCUUUCCAAGCCCAGUGUUUCGUGUCUGAAAAGGCAUGUUAUUCUAGUGCCUUGAAUAUACUCUACAUGCAUUGUUAAGAGCUAGGGCAUGCAUAUAAAACAAAAUUUCUUACCUUUAAGGCAAGAAGUGUUGACUUGUAGCAAUGGCUUUUUAAAUUUGCUGGCUUGUGUAUUGAGUGACCAGUAGUCCAUAAAACAAUCUGUUUUAAUUA